AUGUCUACAUCGCUCCCCUUCCCCGGCCAAUCGGCGCAGGCUGGCGAAUACGCCGCCGACCUCAAGAUCGACCUCCCCCGCAACGCCAACGCCACCAAGGACGACCCCUCCCACCAUGCCUCCGCAGCCGCAUCACCCGCACAUCGUCGUCAGAGCUCGUCGCAGCCCAUGGCCGAAAAGUCGGCUUCCGCCCAUCCUGCAGGCUGGCAGCACCAUCCGCGCCAGCCCGGGCCCCACUCGGAAUCCUACUUCCCCGGCUCCGUCUCGGCAGGCGGCGCACCAAAGACGCCCGGCAGCUUCUCCAUGCGCGGUCACGGUCGUGCACAGAGCAGCUCCGGCAGCGCCUUGCCGCACCCCAUGAGCCUCAACACCGGCGCUGCUCCUCCUCCUCCCAACGUCGACGGCGCAUCGCUCCAGUCCGCCUUUGGCACCGCCUCGCACCACGCCGGCUCGAGCAGCGCGAGCCAGCUCAGCCUCGCCAACCACCCGGCCAUGCACGGCCUCGGCAUGGGCACCACCGCCGGCUUCAGCGCCGGUCCGCCCAGCCCCAGCACGCUCACCGACGUCAUCCUCGGCCUCCACAACACCUUCUACUCGUGCAAGCGCAAGCCCGAGGAGGUCAAGCACAUGGUCGAGCGAUACUACGAAAAGGGCGCCGUCUUCGAGUCGCCCCUCCUCUCGGCGCACGGCAGGAACCAGAUCGCAAACCAGUUCAUCAUGGCCUUUGCCCUGCCCGGCAUGGAUGUCCAGUCCGAGCUGCGCGACGUCAUCUGCUCCGACUUUGAGUUCGACGGCACGCGCGCAGGCAUCAUCGACCACACCAUCACCGUCACCUUCCUCCCCGCGCUCUUUGGCUCCUCCACGCCCAAGCCCACGCCGGACCCGGGCGCGAGCGACGUCAACCGCACCCCGCGCGCGUCGUAUCCGUACUCGGCCUCGGCGUCGGCGUACCCCAUGACGCCGCAUCCGUUCAUCGACUACGCGGCCAACAGCGCCUACUCGCGCGUCGCCAGCCAUCCGCACAGCCCCACGACGCCGUUCAGCAUCUCGAGCAUCUGGGGCGGCUCGCGACCGCAUACGCCCGGUCAUGCUCCCAACGCUCCCAGCGGCAUCCGUCCGCUCUCGGCGCACGCCACCAAUACUCCGCCGGGCGUCAAUGGCGACGACCCCGAAGCAGCCGGUGCCUCGGCGCAUCCGUUCGGCAGCUUGGCCAACGGCAGCAGCGCGCACCACUACAUUGACGCCGAGCUGGUGCAGCAGCAGUUGGCGGCGCGACCGGCCAUCCCUGCCGAUGCGCUCACGCCGCACUGGACGAGCGAGGGGCUGGGUAGGGCGACGCUGCGUACGCUGCUCUGGUCGCUCUUCCAUCCACGUGCGGUGCUCCGGCAUCUGUGCAGCAUCCAGCUGCGCGUCAUGAGUCGACUCGAGUUCAACGAUGCCGGCCUCAUUGUGCGCCACGAAGACACCUGGGGCCUGCGCGAGACCAUCGAGGGCGUGAUUCCGUUUGCGUCGCUCAUCUACUCGAUCGAGCGUCGCCUCGUCGGAUUCCUCGUCUCGUGGGCCAUCGCCAAGGGCUUCAAGAUCUCGUCUGCCCUGCUGCGAAAGGCCAUCCCCGGCGCAUCCACCGAGACCGCUCUUGAGGCGCACUCGAGCCAGUAUCAGGUGAGCCAGCAAGAGGCCGAGGCCAUGUUUACGCAUCCGCACAUGCACCAUGGCAGGGCGGGACGUGAGUUCCACACCAUCUCGCGCUCGCGUGCGCCCUCGCCGAGUCGAUUCCGCUUUGGCGCACCCGCGGCCGAGUCGCGCACUGUGACGGGCACACGAUCGCGCGCGCGCUCGCUCGUAGGCGGCCACUCGAUCGCCAGCUCGCGCGCCAUGUCUACCGACAACCUCGCACAGCACUUUGCUUCCGCUCAUGUUCCCCAGUCGGCUUCGGCGGGGCUGGAGUCGAGGAGGUCGGCGGAUCUGCCUCCGGACUCGAGCGCAAAGUUCCGCGAACGCACCGCCAAGCGCAUCGACGGCGCCCGCACCACCAGCACCAACUCGGCGCCGCCAUCCACGCUCGGCGUCGGAUCGGGCGCGUACGGCUUUGGCGCACAGGAUGCUGCCAACGGCGCAGACUACGCACAGUCCGGUCCCGCCGCCAACCUGGUCAACAUGUGGGAGCACUUUUCGGCCCAGUCUCGCCCUCACUCCAAGGCGGCGUCGGUGGUGUCGAACGACGAUUCGCGCGGUACUCUGCGUGCCCCCGACCAGGACCCUCAGUAG
Moesziomyces antarcticus is the source of this 2268-nucleotide messenger RNA. RefSeq lists its product as uncharacterized. The record is from RefSeq and is a predicted model, not a curated record. The transcript has a single exon. The coding region runs from base 1 to 2268 and encodes 755 amino acids. NCBI's taxonomy places the organism in Eukaryota, Fungi, Basidiomycota, Ustilaginomycetes, Ustilaginales, Ustilaginaceae.